AUGUCCCGGCGCAAGCAGGCGAACCCGCAGCACCUCCGCUCGGACCAGGAGCCCAAAGCACCCCACAUAGCGUCACAAGAAGACGCUCCUGGGGAUGGAGUGGACGACGCGGACAGUGGUAACGAGAGUCGCAGCAGCAGCGAGGAGACGCACGUCUGUGAGAAGUGCUGCGCCGAAUUCUUCAAGUGGUCAGACUUCUGUGAGCACCAGAAGAACUGCAGGAAGAACUCCCUGGUGCUUAUCAUGAACGAGAACCAAGUGACGCCUCCCUCCCAAGUGUUGUCGGCCGAGCUCUCCCCGGCGCUCAGCUGUCCCAGUGACCUGGCCGAUUUCGAAGAUGCAGAGGGCAGCCACACGCUCGCUGAACCGGAUGCAAGUGUAGACGGAGUAGAGAAAGACAAUGCCGAAAGGGAAGACGAGCCCAUGGAGGCAGAACGGUCCCCCGAAAAGCCGACGCAUCCCGAGAAACCCACAGAUUCGUCAGAGCCUGCCGUGUCCCUACCUCAGGUCCCCUCUCCAUCUUCCCUGAUGAGCUACAGCAUGCCAAACACAAAUGUAAUUCUGGAGACUCUCCAUGGCACCAGGGUGGCUGUGGCCCAGUUCUCCCAGAGCUUCCGCCCAGGGGCUAGCAGUGGGAGUUCCACAAUGGCCAUACCCAUGAUCCUGGACAAGUUGAUGUCCUUGCAGCAGCAGCAAAUGCACCAGCUCCAGCUCAUCGAGCAGAUUCGUAGUCAGGUGGCCGUGAUGAAUGGGCAACCUGUGCAAUUUGCCCUAAAUGCAGGCGUUGCUUCCCAGGGUCCAUCUUUGGCUGCCAGCACAGGCCAACUCAGAGCUUUAAAUGCCACCUCCAUCCACCCGCUUCCACCCAUAAUGUCCUGCGCUGUAAACGGACAGGCCUCUCUCUCCCUAACUCCUGUCCUCGAGAGGUCACAGGAACAAAAUUCUCAAUCUUCCUGUGGAAAGUCCAGUCCAGGAAUAACCAUCAGUCCAUCGGUUUCCACUGUUUCAGAUCCCUCCAACUGCACUUCUGCAUCCUCUUUGCUCCCAUCUUUCACUAAGACAAGCAGCCGCUGUUCCCAGCCUCUGAACUCAAGCGCUCUACCAGUGGGACAAAGUGACCUGCUUAGCUCAUCCUCUGACAUGCCACUACAACCUCAGUGUUCCUCAAGUAGCGUCAUCUUUCCCAAUCCGCUAGCCAGCAUCGCCGCCACGGCGAACGCGCUAGAUCCACUCUCGGCUCUGGUGAAGCAGCGCAAGGGGAAGCCACCCAACGUGUCUAUAUUCGACACCAAGGCAAAUUCAGAAGAUCCCUUCUUCAAGCAUAAGUGCAGAUUCUGUGCAAAAGUGUUUGGCAGUGACAGUGCCUUGCAGAUCCACCUGCGGUCACACACUGGGGAAAGACCUUUUAAAUGCAACAUUUGUGGCAACCGCUUCUCCACUAAGGGAAACCUGAAGGUCCAUUUUCAGAGGCACAAAGAGAAGUAUCCACACAUUCAGAUGAAUCCCUACCCAGUACCGGAAUACCUCGACAAUGUGCCUACUAGCUCCGGCAUUCCCUACGGAAUGUCUUUCCCUCCGGAGAAGCCAGUGACAACAUGGCUGGACAGCAAACCAGUUUUACCAACAAUUCCUACUUCUGUGGGCCUUCAGCUCCCCCCGUCUCUUCCCAGCUUGGGUAGCUACGAUUCUCCAAGUCUUACCCCCUUGAACAGGUCUCCACAAAGACCUUCCCCUACAUCUAGUGAAUGUGCAUCUUUGUCUCCCAAUGCUAGUGCUGAACAACGCACUCCUGCAGGCUCGGGUUCUCCACAGGCUAACAUUCAGGGUGAUACUCCCUCAGACCUGAAAACUGAGGGAAUUCACUUACCUGCAAACUGCACAACCAGACCUGAGAAACUUCCCAGCCCUGCAUCUCAGACCCUGCCAGCUACUAUCAGUACAACCACAGCUACAACCACGCUGGUCACAGAGCCCAGUACUCCCCCAUCUUCUGUCUCCAACCCAGUGCUUUCGAUAAUUACCGAUCAGUUUAAGGCAAAGUUUCCGUUUGGUGGUGUCCUAGAAUCAAUGCAGACCUCAGAAACCUCAAAGCUGCAACAGUUAGUGGAGAACAUUGACAAAAAAAUGACAGACCCUAACCAGUGUGUCAUUUGCCACCGUGUGCUCAGCUGUCAGAGUGCCCUGAAAAUGCACUAUCGAAUUCACACUGGGGAGAGGCCCUUCAAAUGCAAGGUUUGUGGCCGAGCAUUCACCACUAAAGGCAACUUGAAGACGCAUUUUGGCGUCCACAGGGCUAAACCUCCGCUGCGCGUUCAGCACUCGUGCCCAAUAUGUCAGAAAAAGUUCACCAAUGCUGUUGUUUUGCAGCAGCACAUCCGUAUGCACAUGGGUGGCCAGAUCCCUAACACACCACUGCUUGAUGACUUCCAGGACAUGGAAACGGACUUCUCCUUCGACGACAAAGAUUUUGCCAACAUGAGCAACUAUGAUGAUGAACUAAUGGAUGACAACUCUAUGGAGGAUGACAUAGACCUCAAGGAAGGUGAUACAGAGCAAUCCAGUUCUCAGAUUCCUUCUUCUGGUACACCUGGCAUUGUGUCUUCUCCUUCAGUUAUUUCACACAUUGCUGCUCUAGAUAAUCAGAUGAAAGUGACAGACUCCUCGGUAAACAUGAACCACCCUCUGGGAUUUAAGUCAGUGGAGAAUGGUGUUAUGGACCAUGAUCAGUUGACUACUGACUCAUCCUCUGCAGUAGACUUGGAGAGCCAGAGUGCUGGAAGUCCAGCUGUCUCUGAGACAUCCAGCUCCAUUCAGGCUAUUUCCCCAACUCUUAGCCAUUCUGAGAAGCAUCAGCCCAAGUCUCCGGUUAUGAGCAAUGUUGAAGAGUUCCAGGAAGAUAGGACUGCGAUCAAGUGUGAAAAACCCCAGUCUCCUGCACCUGCGUUCGAAGAUGGAGCACUGGACCUUACAGCAGUCCAAUUUGGCAAGCCUGUCAUCAAAGAGGAGGCACCCUUCAGCAUGCUGUUCUUGAGUAAAGAGCAUGGUCCAAGUCAAAGUUCUCCAAGCCUGGUGACCAGCACAGCGCCCAGCACAAUCAAAAUCGAAAUCAAUGGCCACAGCAAGCCCCUCCACACAAGUGAGGGGUCACACCUAACGUUUGGUAUCCCCACAGUCCCAGAGAACGGGGUCACCGCUGGAAUCACCUCCAUGCUUGCCCCGCUUGCCCCGCCUCCCCCACCCCGUCGGACUCCCAAGCAGCAUAACUGCCACUCAUGCGGGAAAAGUUUCUCCUCAGCCAGUGCCCUGCAGAUCCAUGAGCGAACGCACACUGGGGAGAAACCUUUUGGGUGCUCAAUCUGUGGCAGAGCUUUCACCACAAAAGGAAACUUAAAAGUGCACAUGGGCACCCAUAUGUGGAACAACGCACCAGCCCGGAGGGGACGCCGUCUGUCGGUGGAGAACCCCAUGACUCUGCUUGGCGGUGAUGCCAUGAAGUUCAGCGAAAUGUUUCAAAAGGACUUUGCAGUAAGAGCCAUGAACAUCGACCCCAGCUUCUGGAACCAGUACGCGGCAGCAAUCACCAAUGGCCUGGCAAUGAAGAACAACGAGAUCUCAGUCAUUCAGAACAGGGGGAUCCCCCCGCUUCCCGUCUCCUUGGGGGGCAGCGGCAUUCCCUCGCUGGGGAGCCUCACGGGGGGCAUAGAGAGGGCGCACACUGGCAAGAGUCCACCCAUAAUAAGUCUUGAAAAAACAAGCAUGGACCUGAGAGCCAGUCACCCCUUCUCCAGGUUUAUUGAGGACGACAAAGAGAUUGGAAUCAACUAACUUAAAUGAUACAAAUGAAAGAACUACGAAGAGAUUCAACUGUUAAAUCAGUUUAAAUACUAUGUACUA
Messenger RNA from Scleropages formosus (Asian bonytongue), 3894 nucleotides. It is a transcript of the gene sall3b, whose product is annotated as spalt-like transcription factor 3b. Gene Ontology annotation, cellular component: nucleus. Gene Ontology annotation, biological process: regulation of transcription by RNA polymerase II. The transcript has 4 exons. NCBI's taxonomy places the organism in Eukaryota, Metazoa, Chordata, Actinopteri, Osteoglossiformes, Osteoglossidae. The record is from RefSeq and is a predicted model, not a curated record. Gene Ontology annotation, molecular function: DNA-binding transcription factor activity, RNA polymerase II-specific; RNA polymerase II cis-regulatory region sequence-specific DNA binding. Bases 1 to 3825 code for a protein of 1274 amino acids.